UUUUCUUCUUUCCUCUACCCGUUUCCCAACCACCUCCAUCUCACUGCCUACAUAGAAAAUAGUACAUACACUAUACCAAUCCCGUACUAGACAACAAUCUCUCAAUACCCUUGAUUCCAUACACCCCUCAUCUACCCAGCCACCUUCACCCUGUCCAUCCACCACUCUCACCUCGGCACCAACAUGCCUUCCCAAACAGCCUUCAUCUCCGGCCCUAUCAACACCGGCCCCAACGAGACCUACUUCCACACACAUUACCCACCUCUCCUCACGGCCGCUAUCGCCCGCAACGACUCCUUCGUCCUGGGUCCACUUCCCUACGGCGUUGACUCCGACGCCCUCUCCUACCUCCUCCAGUACCCCGUCCCUCCGACGCGAAUCACCAUAUUCGUGACCUCGCAGGAAGACAGUCUCUGGGGAUUGCAGUUGCGUGCGUUAGGGGUCAAUGUACAUGUUGUCGAGGGGGAUAGUACCCGUGAUCGGGACGCCGCUAUGACUGCCGCUAGUACUUAUGAUAUUUUGAGGAUUAGGACUGGGGAGGAAGCGAGGGAGAUGUAUGGGGAGUUGUGUAGGGAGGGGUAUCUGACGAAUACGGAGAGGAACUGGAGGAGGCGGAGGGGUAUCGGAGAGGAUGAGAAGGUGGAGGCGGGGGUGGUUAAUGGGGAUGUUAGGGCAUCUUUGGGUGUGAAGGAGAAGAAGAGGAGGUUUCUGGGAAAAGCUUUGGGGAGGUGAGAAGUGUUGAGUGUUGGAUUGGUUUGUUCAUGUAGAUGCUGGGGUUGUGCGUGUGGAUGGGUUGGAUUGGUGACACAGGGGAGAUGAGGUUGUGCUACCACCUACUAGCCCUAACUGCGAAGAUUAAACCCAGUCUUGACAUCAUUUCUCUACAAAGUCUCAGUGGUCGGUCCUAGAUAUGCAAAUGUAGGACUGGCCAACUGAGACCAUGUCGUGUCCACCGGUGGAAGCCAUCUGCCCACCCAGGAGGAGAAGGGCGAGUGCCUUCGCACGCUCCUGCUCCAAUUCCUUCUAUAAAGUCCACGAAGCUAAUUGGCCAUGCGCCACAACCCACCCCUUCUUACAUUCCCUUCCAUGCAUAUCCAGG
Molecule: messenger RNA, 1099 nt
Organism: Aspergillus piperis CBS 112811
Lineage: Eukaryota; Fungi; Ascomycota; Eurotiomycetes; Eurotiales; Aspergillaceae
Exons: 1
Coding region: 184-732 (182 amino acids)
Source: RefSeq, a predicted model, not a curated record